CUUUUCGGUGUGACGUCACGCGGAGCGUUGUCAAUGACAACCAUUUCUUACUGGGUGAAAACAACAGGUUCAUGGCGGCUUCUUGUAUACGGACGGUACUGUUUUGCUAGCCGUUUUCCAUUGUUAUUCAUCGAAUUUUUUAAUAAAAUUUCGUAUCAAUACUUCGAUGAGUUACCAGAGGAAGCAAAAAAAAGAUAUUUGGAAAAGCUGAAAGCCGUAAACCUGAACGAAUGUCCAUAUAAGCUUCCAGAGGGCUGUUGGUCUGGUGAUCUGGUAAAAUGGCCUAAUUUGGAGUAUCUGGAUGUUUACGAGUAUUUAAUCGAAACACCAGGACCUUACACACGCAAGUCCAUGAAAUGCAGAAAGGGGUUGGAGGCUUACAACCAGUUUCAGUCUGGUUGGGUACAGAAGGUUUUAAGCCUCAACACAACAGCGGACACAUGUGUUUUGAUUGCAAAAGUCCUUCAUUCUCAAAGGUUGUCUGAAGAUGCACUGAGGCCAUGGGUAGCUAUCAAAAAAGAUGGGACAGUUAGUAUGUGUGCACAUUGCAACUGCAUGGCAGGCAUUGGUGAAUCCUGCUCACAUAUUGGAGCUCUGCUUUUUAAAAUUGAGGCAGCAGUACGGCUUGGCUACACCAAAGAAGCAGCUUGCACGUCCAAAGCCUGUACAUGGAAUAAUGACUUUGUGACUUAGAUACCCGGAGUCCAGAUUAAAGAUGUUAAUUUUUAUAAAGCUGAGAAAAAUUCAGCUGCCAGCAGGAAAAGCUCAACUGGGUUAAUAAUUCAAUCACAAAAUGAAACCCUUAAGAGACUUGGUGAUUUACCACAUAAUGAUCAGCCUGUUGGCCUCAGCACAUUUGCAAAUUUUGCCAAGCCAUUUAUUCAUUCCAAAAUUGCCAAAAUUGCUGAGAGAGCUGUAUUCUCCUAAUUCAAAAAGUGAAGAUAUUGAUAGGGUUUAUCAGAACAAAA
Molecule: messenger RNA, 968 nt
Organism: Nematostella vectensis (starlet sea anemone)
Lineage: Eukaryota; Metazoa; Cnidaria; Anthozoa; Actiniaria; Edwardsiidae
Source: RefSeq, a predicted model, not a curated record